Messenger RNA from Formica exsecta, 948 nucleotides. Its product is annotated as geminin-like. The record is from RefSeq and is a predicted model, not a curated record. Gene Ontology annotation, biological process: regulation of DNA replication. Bases 296 to 793 code for a protein of 165 amino acids. NCBI's taxonomy places the organism in Eukaryota, Metazoa, Arthropoda, Insecta, Hymenoptera, Formicidae. The transcript is spliced from 6 exons.
GCUUUCCCGGCUGAUUUCCGCCAAACGAUUCAACAGAACUGGCCGUGGCCGUAUUGACCCUCGAGGGCAGGUGCCAUUCAAGAAAGAAGAAGUUCAACAGCUAUUCGUGUAAAUUACAUGAAUAUGUUGAACGCUGUUGAACGAAAGUGAUUUGAGCUUACAAAAUAAUAGAAGCGACAAUACGUAGGCGUUUAAUCUGGAUCGUGUGAUUAUUUUCAAUUGUUUUCAAUUGAGAUUUUGUCCAAACGACACAUCUUGAUUGUUAUUCUCUAUUGAAUUAUUAAAAUCGGAUAAGAUGGAAUCAGUCACUGAUAUCGGGACGAUCGCUUCUAAAGAGAAGAUCAGAAAACCUUUGCAAGUAUUACAACCAACAGCCACUGGUAAGGAAACAUUAGUUGGCACUAAUAGGAUUCUUAGAUCUGUGCAACAACCAAAAAGAAAGAUAAAAAGGAAUAUGAUCAAAACAACAAAAAAAGAUGCUUCUAAAAUUACAACCGAGAACAAAGCUACCCAAACCGCACAAGAAGAGAAAGUAAAAAUUGAAGCCGAGGAUUUAACAUCAGACAAUCCUAGUGAUAACUACUUGCAAGUCUUGGCUGAAAGGCGAAGAAUGGUACUUUUGGAUACUUUAGAGGAAAAUAAAAAACUUUACCAACGCAUUGAAAAAUUAGAAGAAGAAAAUCGUAUAUAUAAAGAGAUGUUGGAUGAGACAAAAACAUUGAUUGAAGUACUACAGGAGGAGAUUGAUGAUAGAAAUGACAUAAAUAACUCGUUAGAUGACAGCACUCUUUGAUUUUCUUAAUCAUAAGUUAGCUCCUUGACUUUCUUAAUUAAAAGUGAUAAAAAAAGAGAAUGAUAUACUUUAAUAAUUUUGUAUCAGUAAUAAUUUAUUAAAAGUAUUAAUUUUUUAUAUAGCAUUUAUUAAAAAUAUUAAUUUCUUAUACAGUA